This is a messenger RNA of Pelobates cultripes (western spadefoot toad), 154 nucleotides long. NCBI's taxonomy places the organism in Eukaryota, Metazoa, Chordata, Amphibia, Anura, Pelobatidae. The record is from the annotation of a GenBank genome assembly.
UGAGACGCUAUCUUGCUAGUGAAUUGGGUGUACUACAAGAAGCAAUCAGAGUAGGAACAGGACGUGAUGGUGAUGUCAGAGCUGGAAAUGGACUGUCAGUUGAGGAUGAUUUGGUCAAUGUCGAUGAUCUGUUUGCUAAUGGACAUUUAGAAAA